GCAGCUCAGUCUAGUGCUAAAUACAUCGAGGCCAGGACACGCGAUCCGAGAAAGCGUCGAUUCAACCAAACAAAAACCAAGUGCCAAGUGCCGUGUGAAGAGGCCACAAACAACUAACUAACUAACUGCCUCCAGAAACUGUGCGAUUCAAACUAAGCCAACAAUAAAUAUAAAAAAGUUACCAGUGCAUCAGUGCCCGGGAAAAGACUUAAAGCAAGCAGCAGGCGAAGUGAAUAAACCAUAAACAAAACCCCCGAAAUUUAACCGAAAGCAAGGCAAAAACGAAAUUUAAGCGUCUGUGCAUAUUAAUCAGAACGAGAAACGUGAACAGGAUCAAGUCCUAGACAACUUAUCACAGGGGAUUUACGCAGACAGACAAACGCAGGACACGAAUGCGAGUGUAGAGCAAAAGGCAGCGCUAAUCAACGGCCAAACCAGACGACAUCCUUACCGACUGGCCACGCCCACAACUCCCCUUCGAAUAGGAGAAAAAAAGUAACCACCAGAAGCUUGAGAGGAGAAGAGCAGGAGCCGCCUCAUUUGGCCACUGCGGAUUAUGUUAAUUAGAUUUUAAACACGCGAUGACAACAACGCCGGGGGAGCACUUGGCAUUGUAAUGUGACAACAGUUGGCUGAGGACAACAAAACAAUACCAAAAGCGGGCCAUCAGGAGUAGCUGGAAUGCUCGCUUUUUAAUUGACAUUUGCUCGAGUUGAGUUGAGUUGCGUUUUGUUCAACAGCAAUUAGCAUCGUGGAAAAGAAAAAAAUUAAUGAAAAAAAAAACAAAACAAAACGCAGAGCAAAACACAAAGCAGCGCAAUUAAAAUUGUAAAACAAUUGCAAAACGUUGAAUUGAAAAGGGGAAACAAUAACAGACGACGACGACCCGGAAUAGAAUGAUCAAGUUGAUUUAAUUAAAAAUUCAGCAUCACCCUCGGCAUCCGUGUGCAAUGGCAUUUGAGCACGCUGCUUGAGCAAUGGCCGCCGGACCGGAAACGCAGCCAUUGCCCUCGGGCAACAUCCGCCUCUGACUGCCGCCGACACUUGUCACAUGUUUGGCCAAAAAGGCGCGCACGUGACGCCCCCGGAAAACCAGAUGAACGAACGGAUGAACGAGGAAAUGAAUGAGCUAGCAGCCAUAUUCAAAAUUGAACGUUAAACGUUCGCACGUACCGAGCAUAAAUUCCAAGUGAAAUAAAAGAUCCAAAAAAAAACAAAAAAAAAAGAAAAUAUAACCGAAACGAAAGAAACGAGGACCUCCCCAUUUAAACCACCAAUUCAAAAAAAAACGGUUGAAAGUGGGUCGCAAAAUGGUGAAAAUCGUGAACCAACACUGUGAUCUAGGCCUGGCCCUCCUCUUUGCCUGGACGUGGCUAACAAGGCUGGUGGUGGCGGCCCAUCUGGUCGACAUCCCCACCUCAUCACGCCUGGCCGCCGAGCGGGAGGAGCUGCAGUUAUCCCGGCAGGACGUGGGACGGCUCAGCUACCAGAGUAUCCAUCGCAUGCUGAGGGACGAAAACGAACCGGCCAGCAUUCGGGGGGAAUUGCGAUACCAACAGAAACGCCACAAAAGGGAGCUGGAGCUGAAUGCUCCGGCAAACAAACUUAAUCUCACCCACCGCGACUUGAGGACAUUCAAUAGCACUGGUGGUCAGUGGAAGGGCGACUGUCAGGUGAUCACAGCCAUGGAUCUGAGCAGCAAUCAACUGGAGAGCAUCAGCUUGGACAAAUUCAAUCAACUAAGGCAGCUGGACUUGGGCAAUAACUCCCUGGAGGUUAUACCCCUGAGCUUGGCCGACAACAAUAAGUCACUACCCUUUGUAACGCUCGAUCUAUCCUGUAAUAAAUUCUGCCAAAUGUCUACGAGCUUUUUUGCCCAGCGAUUGCCUCUGUUGAAACAUCUUAACUUGGCUCACAAUGAGUUGGUAAACAUUUCGCGGGAAUCCUUCUACAAUUUGUUGGAACUACAAACGUUAGUUCUCAGUCACAACAAAAUCUCGGAUAUAGACUAUGAAACAUUUUUGGCGCUACCGAAUCUGCAAUAUCUGGAUUUAUCCCAUAACCGCUUGAGUGGUUCCGCCAUCCGAGCUCUGCAGGGAAUUCCGGAUUUGGUCAGCCUUUCUAUCGCUUACAAUCCUGAUGUGGGAGUUGCGAUGCAGGAGUUCGUCGCGUCCUGGAGCCUCAAGGAGUUGGAUGCCAGUGGUACUGGAUUGUGCCAGGUGCCUGCAGCUUUAGCCCAAUCCGUGAGGACUCUCAGGUUGGCCGACAACUGGCUUAAGGCAAUUAAUUGCGGUGACAUGGACAGUUAUCCACUGCUGCAGUACCUCGAUCUCUCGCAUUCCCGCAUUGCCCAAGUGGAGGACGAUGCUCUGGGACGACUGGAGCUCCUCGAAUCCCUUUUCCUGGACCACAAUCUUCUGAUGCGAGUGCCCAGUAGCCUGCCGCCAUCGCUGGAACACUUAUUUCUGCAGCACAAUCAGAUAAUGGAGCUCCCGGCGCAGGCUUUUGUGGGAUUGGUCAAUCUGCAGACUCUGGACUUAUCCAACAACCGAUUGAUUUUCCUGCCCCCACUUUCGCUGCCCAAAUUGCUAACCCUGAAUCUGCAAUCGUCAGGAGUGGAGAGCGUUAGCCAAUCGAUAGUGCACACACUGCCACAGUUAAGGGAUCUUUUGCUAGAGGACAACCCUAUCAAGUGCAGCGAUUUGCUGGGCAUUGCCGAAUGGGCCAGUCCAUGCAGGUCAGUGGAUGUGGGUCAAUCGAAUGGGCCAAGCGUGAGUGGGCGGGUGGAUUUGAAGACGGAGUAUCUGCAGUUCCACAAUUUUAACGAAAACUUCAGUAGCCGAGAGUGUGGUAUAAGAAAACCGGAAAAUUACACAAUGCCGCCUUCUUGCAGCGUGAUAAGGGCAGCAGCAACAUCAACAACAACACCCAGAAGUAUGUCAAAAGUUAAAAAGUCAAAAGAAGCACAGGCAACAGCAACAUCAGUGGAAGUAGCGGCGGCAACAGCAGCAACAUCAGAAAAAACAGACAUACAAGGAACAUCAGCUGCACAGUCCACUGCAGCAGCCACAACAGCGGAAAAAGAAACAAUCCCAACAGCAACAUCGAGCGACACCACAGCAACACCAACACUCGCAGCAGCAACAAUGCAAUCAGCUGGCAACAGCCUCGCCCAGUUAACCACAAAAACGUUGCGGCCAACAGAAACAACUUCGUUAGCGCAACUGCAGCGUCGGCAACAAAUGCCUGGCAUGCCGGCCAAAACAACAGAAACGCCAGCAAAGAACCUGCCAAGUUUGGCCCAGACAAAGGCAACAACAGCGCUUCCCAUUUUGGCAACACGAGAUGCCGGCACAGCAACAACAGAAAUAAAUUCCGACAACCCAACGAGCAUUAGCGGUGCCACAAAAACAGCAGCAGCAUCAGCCGCUGAAAUAGCAACAACACCAGCAAUUGAAGUGCCGCAAACCAUUUUGGCCGGCAAAAAAUCUGACAAAAUGCCAGCCGAUAAGGCACAGGAGACUUUAUUAAAAUACCCAACAAGGGACACGUCUGGUCAAAUUGCAACACCACCACACAAACAUGCAACACUGCAGCUGCACGUUAAGGAUCGACAUCUAAUUGGCACACCGCUGCUGAUGCACAAGGGCGAUGUCCUUUUGGUGGAUGCCGAGCAGUUGUUGCUCCCUGGUACGGCCACCGUGGCGGAUGCGGAUUCGGAAGUUCUGGACUCCAGCCAACAACAUCAGUCAGCGGAGCAGGAAAAGCACCAGUCAGCGACUGAUAAGCGACAAGCGGAUGCAAUAAACGGCGACACAAAGGCGCCGGCGAAAAGCCACAAAAAGAAACCAUCGCUGAGCAUCAAAAAGAUGACCUACAGUACCAAGCAUGCGGCAAAAACCGUGGAGGACAUGGCAGCUACCUCGAAGACACCGCAGCACCAACAUAGCAGUGUGAACACACCCAAGGAGGCUAUUCCCGAGGAGCUGAGCACCUUUGCCCAGCUAAAAGCAUAUGUAGAGCUAAAGAGCGAAUCGAAACCGGAACACCUAAUGGAUCAGCGGGAGGGAACCCAUCACAAUCUUACAGGAAAUCAUCCCGGUGUUAUGCUCCUGGUGUCCUGCGUUUUGUUUAUCGUGCUGCUUGCCGGUCUGGCCCACGUCUACCGCUGUGAAUUGCCUUGGCAGAGGAGCAGCCGUUCUGGACAAUCACGACCGCAUCAUCAAAGGCAUCUAAACGAAACGGAUGACGCGCACAGCUUCCUGCACUAUCAGGGAUCUGUGAAUUCCAAUGGGGGAGAUCCGGCUCGCCUGCAAAAGUGGCACCACUGCACCCGGAGAGAAGCUCCCUACAGCUCCCCGCUGCACAAUCUACAAGCGCGCGAACUGCAACAGCAACGCUGCCAGCAAUUCUACAGCUCCUCUCUGGCGGACAGAAGCUCCUCCACCUCGUCUUCCUCGCCGGGAAGCAGUCGCAGUAGCCUGCACUCGAACAGCAGGGAUGACAGCUACUAUAUAGAGAUGGCACCCAGUAGUCCACCAGCAGCCAACCUGCCUAGUUUGCCCAUGGAACUCUUGGGCAGCAGGAGCAACGCCCUUGGCUGCCGGGCGGACCGAGUGGCAGCCACCGAUCUGGGCGGUACGACAGAGGCGGUACCUUCGUCGGCGGCGACCAUCAAAUCCGUGAGCAGCAGACUGAUGACGCCCAGUUCGCGCAGGCUGAACAUCUGGUGACAAACCGUGUUUGGUCAGCGGCAAUAUGCGCCCUUUCAGUAGAGUAAAAAGUAGAAAUGAAUGGAGUUCGAACGACAAUCGCCAGCUGCCAAAGUCGGGGCUAAAUGGGAAAUAUUGCAAUUCUUUAGAAUAUUAUUAAAAUAUUUCUUUCUAAUUAUUAUUUACGUAUUUAGCGAUUUACAUAAUUACGAGAUUUAAUUCCCUGCAUUCUGUGCCAGGUGCUCGUGAUUUGAAGAAAUGCAUUACCAAAUUUAGGAAGUCGUAAAACUAUAAAGUGCUCGGCCACGCAAUGUGUCCUAUCGAAUUUUUGUAGGUCGAUUCUCAAAAUAAAACUCCCAGGAACACCAAACUGGUACUACGAUUGCAAAGGGAAAACAUAAAUGCCAGCAGCUUUAGAUAUUAUUUUCAGUUGGCUCCCCUCUUGAUUUAUGAUGCCUGAGAGCCCACACAUUGCAGACCUCUUAGCGAUUCGGUUAGCAGCAACAAUUUGUCAUAAAUUCCUGUUACGUAUACGCCGCGUAGUCCAGGGCAACUAAGGCGCUCAGAAGAGGCGAGGGGCGUAGACAAGCGGCCAAGUCAAAUGGCCAAAGAGCCAACGCCAGCAAAGUUUUUACGAGCCAGCCGAAGAAGACGAUGUCCAUCUUGUGGUCGUAUUUGGGUCAGUUUACUGGCCAGGACCACCGUGUGCGGCCCAGUUAACUUUAUAUAAGUGCCUGUCCGCUUGCCAAGAUUAAGUGUUUCGAUAGUCAUGCAUAUAAAAAUGAAAUAUCGAUCAAGUAUUAAAUAACAAUUUAGUUUAUGACAGACCCAAUUCAGUAAUCAGAAGUUCAGGCAGCGCAGGCUGAGCCAGGCGAAUUAAUAGAGGAAUAUGGGUUGGUAGUAAAUUUGAUAUGGUAGUUGGAAUAUAAUACCAUCCAAAUUGGAAAAUUAGGUGUGGCUCGCCAACAGAGCAGUGGAAAAAAUAAUAGCUCCUUGACCACUUUAACUCGCUAACACUUUAUUUGAUAUGGUGAACCACUUUCGAAUUUCCAACAUUCAAGCCGAGUCCUUCCUGCUCUUAGUAUCCUUUGAGCCAUGCAGCGCUUCCAUGUUUGAUGCUUUGCCAGAUCUUAAACUACUUUCACAGCUGCUACAGAUAACAGAGUUUAAAGUGCAAUCUAAUUAAAGUUUUGCAUCCAUUCCCACCCACCCUUUGGAUGCUAGAAGUGUUUGCUAUCUGCAUUGGCAUCUAGAAUUCUUCACGCCAUUUGCAGAAGCUGGGAAAAACGGCCACAAAACACCCUCUUUCUUGAGAAUCAACCCGCACUUAACCUCAUUUUACAAAUUGCCCAACACAGCAUAUGGUGUAAAUCCAGCCAAAUGGCCAGACAUCUAAUCCGCCACGCCGAAAGUGAAAUGUUGUAAAACUAUUUGGGGGCUAUACGUACAUGUAUCUAACGGACAUCAAAAUAAUGUGGCUGCAAAUCAAAUUACAAGACACGCGGCUGGCUCUUCGGGGGUGGAAAAAUGGCUAGGGGAACGGCCAAAAGAACGUCCCAUGGACAUAGAACACAACAAUUACAUUAAGACACGAUAAAAAGUUGUGCAACAAUCUUGCAACCCCAACCACCGAACCAAGCCAACUACGCCGAACUUAGUCGAAGAUGGUACCAUCUCCUCCGCAGGGCAAACCACAGUCAUUGCACAGCUUUUUCAACUUUUUGCGGCUUUGUAAUUGGAAUACAAGAAGGAGGCGCGUGCACACAAGCGGCAGCAACAGGAAACAGUCGGAGAAUGUGAAAUACACAGUUAGAUGCGAGUUAGAAAGCACUCGGAAAAAUAAUCGGAACUUAUGGUCCACGGAUACUGGGCAGGAAUGGCAUUUUAAGCAAAUGGGAGAACAGACUUGAACUUGAAAUCCUACUGAGCUACAUUGCAUUUUGUACUUUAAGCGGUAUACUUUUUUUUUUGCUCUUAGAAAGUUUGUUCUAGUGAAGCAGAGUUCAUAUGAAAAAUCAGGUGGCGCGUGUGUACAUUUUCUACAAAAUGUUUAGAUUUAGACUUUCAAAGUGUCUUAAUAGACAUUCUUGAACAUCAUUUUUAAAGAUUCAAAUACCUAAAAAGUUUUGCAUUUAGCAAACAUUUGUGCCUACUUCCCACUUAUGUGACAAUUUAGGUAAACCAUACCAUGUUUUCCCCCAGUGCAGAUAGGUACAACUUCUUUGGCUUGGGAGAGAAUUCAAGGAGGCGUUCAAGCAGGGUCCGCUUAAGCAAUUCAGAAGGAUUUAUUUUCGGCCACAAAAGCGAAAUGCCCGACAAAGCGCUCCGAACAACAAUUAAAGUAAUGCUGACCAACAACCCCAUACGCCCGGUUGGGUGGGAUUAGAUGGCGGGGAGUCCUUUUCGGUCCAGUUGAGUGGACGAGUGGAGUGGCGUCCAAUGCCAGGACGCACAAAAUCUUAAUUAAGGAACUUCCAAGUGGGCAAGUGUCGAACGGCAGGGAAUGGGGGCAUUUUUUGAGAGUUUCGCAAGGCGAAGAACCUUUUUAUUUGUCGGCUUGCCAGCGCAGCACAAAAUUCGCCUACAAAAGAAACCCUACGGCAGAGUGACCCAGAGACUCUGGUUGGAUUUAGUCCUCGGGCAUUGUCAAAUUUAAUGAAGGUUUCCUUUUUUGGACUUUGUGCUUAUGACACUGGCCAGCUGGCCAAGAUUUAGGAAGUUUCUAGUCGAGAGGCAAGCAACUGAAAUGAGUUAAUUCGAUAUUUGACACUUUAGGAGCUCGCAUUCCACACAAUCUCGGUAUGUGUGAUGGGUUCCAGGGCUCCAGAGACCCAGGACUCUUGUCUCCUGCACAGUUAAUAAAGUUGGCCCGGACCAGGACGUAAUUAUUCGCCUGCUAAAUGGCUUUUGGACGACAUUUGGGGGCAGUAAAUGGGGGCGAUUUAGAAAAUUAUGUGAAAAUAAGUUGCCUUUUGUUUGGCCAUUGGCCGUUGGCAGUUGGCGGUUGUUCUGGAUCGUAAAUAACGUUCAUAAUUGGGCAGACUCGAAAAGUUGUGGGGCAAAGGCAAACAGAACUCGAAAUGUACAUCUCGGCCGUAUGGAUAGCAAACAAUAAUUAAACUUAAUUGCGCUGUACAUUGAAACGUCAAACUGUAAAUUAUAGUUAAUAACAUUUACUUGUAGUGGAGUUUACUUGAAAUAAACUUUUCCAUUCCGAAUAUUGCAUGUACAAUUUCCAUAGAAUAUGUAUUUAAAACUUAUCAAAACAGAGUGGAUUAAAAGUAAAAUGGAACAAAGCGAAAGCCAGGAAACUACAAUUCGAGUAACGUUAAUAUUUGCAUUUAAUUUAUCGAAAAUCAAAGUAAAAUGCGAUAAAAACCCACAAUAAAAACAAAAACUAAUUGCCAAAUAUUUGACGUACAGUUUGUAGCGAUAGCCAUUAAAACCUUUAUAUGUACGGUUACAUAUAUAUACACAUAUAGAAAGAAGGAAAUGCGAUAAAAGUGAGAUUCAUGUAGCGCAAAGCCGAGCAAAUAAUUAGUAAACAAAUACUUCUAUUUACAAAAACACAGCAAAUAUUUAGUUAAGCCAAAAAGACGCGCAGCAUUUUAAUUAAACAACAGAAAAUCGAGAGCUCUCAGAAACAGAUGCGAAAUGCAAAAACAUCCAAUAAGUAAAGGUAAACAAUAGUUGCAGCAUAAUUUUCCGUGUGUAUUUGUAAAUAGACAACUAAAACCAAAUAUGAAAAUAUAAAAAAAAAACCUGGGACAAACCAGCAAAUCAACAAAGAAUAUUGGAAAAAAAAUAUAUUUGUUGGAGGACAGUUCCAAAUACAUACAGAUAAAUAUAUGAAAUUAGUGUUAGAUUUAAUGUUGCCAAAAUCGGAGCAACAGGGGUUGGUAAAAAAAAACCAAAGACAUGU
Molecule: messenger RNA, 8634 nt
Organism: Drosophila erecta
Lineage: Eukaryota; Metazoa; Arthropoda; Insecta; Diptera; Drosophilidae
Gene: 2mit
Exons: 4
Coding region: 1311-4733 (1140 amino acids)
Molecular function (GO): protein binding
Source: RefSeq, a predicted model, not a curated record